This is a messenger RNA of Diorhabda carinulata, 3052 nucleotides long. It is a transcript of the gene tna, whose product is annotated as zinc finger MIZ domain-containing protein 1. The transcript has 10 exons. Gene Ontology annotation, molecular function: zinc ion binding; SUMO ligase activity. The record is from RefSeq and is a predicted model, not a curated record. Gene Ontology annotation, biological process: regulation of transcription by RNA polymerase II; protein sumoylation. Lineage: Eukaryota; Metazoa; Arthropoda; Insecta; Coleoptera; Chrysomelidae. The coding region runs from base 221 to 2911 and encodes 896 amino acids.
AGUCGGGUCAAACUUCCCCUACGCCCCCCACCAACUAGGACUACGUGCCGUUGUUUCUCCCACAGGCAGACAGUCGAACGUCGUGUUUCGCGGUAGUCGUUGUGUACGUCGAGAGCGCGUCUGAUUAUCUGGAUUUAAAUCUAAACACUUUUUUGGGAUUAUUAUGCUUUUUAAGUGGAUAGUGCACAAUUAAAUCGAUCUUCUUUAUGUUUACCCACAAAUGCUGGGUUAUACUUCCUACAGGGAUUGGACAGGACCGGGUGCUGGGGCCCAACAACAGUUGUCGGUCGUGACCACGGUGUGGGGAGUGAGUACCACGACGCAGUCGGGCCCCCACGGGGGCGCCUACACGGGCGGCCCGACGCCCACAGCGAACUCCAACUAUAUAGGAGGACAAGGAAAAGUGCAACAAGGCGCUUACCAAGGAGGAUACAGACAAGUCGUACCCCCAGGUAUCGGCGGUUAUGGUUCAAAUAAUGUUAUGAAUGGCGGGGAUCAAGGUUACGGGAACGGAAACGCGUUGAGUACGGCAGCUAUGGUAGCCGCCGCCGCCACGGCCACGGCGACCGCCACCGCCAGCGUAGUCGCCUUACAAGAUAAUUCGCAAUUCAACAACCAGCAAUACCAACAGAAUUACCAACAACGCAUGAUGGGCAUGAACGGAAUGAAUCAAUUCCAAAAUAUGAACAUGGGAGGCAUCCACAACAACAUGAUGACAAAUAUGGGACCUAAAAUGGGAAUGCAGGGUCCAGGUCCCGGACCUAAUGCCACUUCGAUGUAUCCCAGACGGAUGACGCCGUAUCCUUCGCCGGCGGCGAUGCACAUGACGCAAAAAAGGGCGACGCCGCAAACUUAUUCCAAUAAUUGCCCGACGAUGAAUCCCAACAUCGCCGCCGGUAUGAAUCCCAAUUUCAACCCGAACGGUCAAUACCCUUACAACAGCGCGCGGCAGCCCAAUUUCAAUCAAUACCCGUCGCAACAAACCCUCGGACCGUCGAACAACUUCGGUCCGGGUAACAUGAUGUCGAUGGGUAAUCCGAGGCAGCUGCGGCAGGCGACGCCGCCCUACACUAACCAAGGACAGUAUUUCAAUAACGGUACCAUCGGUCAAUUCCCUUCGAGCAAUUCUGGUCAGUACAACAUGAACGGCGCCGGAGCCGGUUCUAAUACUCAAUACGGUAACACGAAUUCGGCGCAGUUUCAACAAGACGUAUCGAUGAGGAACAACAUGAGUUACCAACAUAGUCCCAUUCCUGGUAAUCCCACGCCGCCUCUGACGCCCGCCAGCAGUAUGCCGCCGUACAUUAGCCCCAAUCCGGACGUUAAGCCCAAUUUUAACGACCUCAAACCACCGUUGCCGGUACCAAACGACGAGCUACGAUUGACUUUCCCCGUAAGAGACGGCAUCAUACUACCCCCCUUCAGAUUGGAACAUAAUUUGGCGGUGAGUAAUCACGUAUUCCAAUUAAAACCGACCGUACAUCAAACUCUGAUGUGGCGACAAGACCUGGAAUUGCAAUUGAAGUGUUUCCAUCACGAAGACCGACAGAUGAACACCAAUUGGCCGGCGUCGGUGCAAGUUUCGGUGAACGCCACGCCCCUGAUGAUCGAUAGAGGCGAAAACAAAACUUCCCACAAGCCCCUGUAUCUGAAAGACGUCUGCCAACCCGGUAGGAACACCAUACAGAUCACGGUGUCCGCUUGUUGUUGCUCGCAUUUGUUCGUCCUUCAAUUGGUUCACCGACCCAGCGUUCGAUCCGUGCUGCAAGGUUUGCUCAGGAAACGUCUCCUUACCGCGGAUCAUUGCAUAGCGAAGAUCAAGAGGAAUUUCAACAAUACCGGCAGUUCGAACGGCGCCGGUACCGGCGAUAGAGACGCCGUCGAACAGACCGCGUUGAAGGUUUCGGUCAAAUGUCCCAUCACUUUCAAGAGGAUCACUUUACCUGCCAGGGGACACGAAUGCAAACAUAUUCAGUGCUUCGAUUUGGAAUCGUAUCUGCAGUUGAAUUGCGAAAGGGGAGCUUGGAGGUGUCCCGUUUGCAACAAACCGGCCCAAUUGGAGGGUUUGGAAGUGGAUCAGUACAUGUGGGGUAUUUUGAACACGUUGAACACCUCGGACGUCGAAGAAGUCACAAUAGACAGUUCGGCGAACUGGAAAGCUGCCAAAGGAAACGUCCCCGGAAUCAAAAUGGAAGACGAAGGUACGGACUCCUGCAGCGGCGGUAAACGUAAUAAGGCCAUGUCGCCCGGCAGCAUGACAUUACCGACGAUGAACAAUUGGGAUAUGCAGGCGAUGUCGCCCUAUUUACCGCCAGAUAUGAACAGCAUCGCCAGCGGAUCGAUGAUGAACGGCGGCCCGCCCUCUUACAACAAUUCCUAUUCUAAUAGUAACGAUUAUUUGGGCGCCAACGGCCCUUUGUCCCAUCUAAGCGAAUCCGUCAAUUCCCUUGAUCCCCUCAACGCCAUGGAGAAGAGUCUCAACGAACAGAUGCCUCACACACCUCACACUCCUCAUACGCCACACACGCCGCACACUCCCGGAGGAGGUACGCCGGGAUCGGCGCACACCCCCGGAGGCGGUACCGGUCCGCCGAGCGUACCUCCUGCGACGUCGGACGCUCACAACACAAGUAACGGUUCCAAUAACGGAAAUCCGGCUUCGGUACCUGGCACCAAUACCGACACCUCAGUACCGGACAUCCCUUCGGAUCUUAAUUUCGAUCCGGCGGCCGUCAUCGACGGUGAAGGCACCGGACAAGAAGCCCUUAACUUAUUACCGGAUAGCGUGGAUCCCAUGGAACUUUUAUCCUAUUUGGAUCCUCCGGAUUUGAAUACGCCGCCAUCUAGCGGCAGCAGUUCCGGUCCGGCGAAUACGUCGACUAACGACGACAUAUUGGCCUUGUUCGAAUGAGCCUACAAUCGUGUAUUUUUCUCUCUACCCCCGUAUUUCUCUCACCGCGCUUCGAGACUAUACAGUGUGAGUGAAAAUUGUGUGAUAAACCGUUUAAAUGACGAUUUUAGGAUCGCGCGUUAAUAUUUUGAAAAAAGAAAA